AUACUUACCUAGCGGAUCUGGAAAUCUUUUGUAUGUUUAUAGUGAUUUCCACGUCGCCGAAGAAAACAUAUUCUUCGAAUCCAUCUAAUUAAAACAUUUUAAUAAAAUAUACUAUUGGUUACAUUUGGUGUAAUACAAUGGGUAAGUGUUAAGACGCGUAAAUGUUUUUAUAUCUAUAUUUUAUAAGCAUUCAGGGAUCUUAUUCUCGACAUGUGUUAAGCAUCUUUAUAUUUUUACUUUAAUUUUUAACUUAGACUUAGAGACUUAUGACUUAGUUGUAAAUUUGCUCUAGUUCCGUUUUGUUGACUGAGUGAUAUGUCAUUGUACAAAGUCUGACAUUAAUAAAUACAGAUAAUCUCUCAUUUUAGCGAAAAUAAAUAUCAUAAUUAAAUUUUUAUAAAAAAAUAAACUGAUUUAAUUAAUUGAAAGUGCCGGUAAUUUUUACGUAAAAUACCGUCUUGUUACGGAAUUCACCAACAAAAAAACAAUGAGCAGUAAUUUCAUUAAACAAAUUGGCUAAAACCGAGGACGGCUGCCACAGCGUCUUUUGUGUCUUUAUUAUAGUUGCAGUGAAUUAGGGUUUAGGUUAGGUUUAGGGAUCGAUUUAGGGUUCAGGUUAGGCAUAGGGAUCGAGUUAGGGUUCAGGUUAGGCAUAUAGUAAGGGAUCGAUUUAGGGUUCAGGUUAGGUAUAGGGAUCGAUUUAGGGAUACAUUCGUGAAAUUCGAUUAAAAAGUUGCAGGCGUCCCCAUUUUUAACCAACAAAUUGUAUGAGAUAAAAAAAAGACAUUUCUAGAAAUAUUUUGUCAAUCAAAUGUGCAAUUGUGGUAAAUCAAAGAGAACUCUUCUGUCUCCAAAGAUAGUUUUGUUUUUUGCCCAUUUGCCAAAUGAUUUGGAUGUAUUUAGAUUCUAGAUUAUUGUAAUUUUUAUUUCUUUAUUUAAUUAUUUCUAGGUGUCCGAUAUUUCUUGCUAAACCAGUCAGUGGUGCGUUUAGACAAUUUUUAAAUAUUUAAAAAUAUCUCAUUAAACAUCAUGUUUUUAUCUAGGCAUCUUGAAAACUGGGGCCAUCCAUUCAUGCAAGGCAGUGUGAAAGUGGUGCUAGCCGGGGCUGUUAAUAUCAGGGGGUGCAUUAUCUAUGUUAUAGAGGUUGUACAGCAAAACCUCUGUUACGCACUGGCUUCUAAUAUGAGAAAUUAAUCUCCUAUUUUAAUUUUAAUUGGCUCGUUGUAAGCAGUGCCUAACAAAGGAGGAUACCAUAGAGUCAACAAUAUUAAAGAUACUACACCCAAAACAGUUUCUAGUUACAAUUAAUAAGAUUUAAUAAGUAUUAAUGUAAUUACAAAAGAAAAGAAAUAUCAUUACAAAUCAUCGACUUACAGUAUGAUAGAUCUUGUACCGGUACACAUUUAACACAGUUAGAACAAUGUGCCAAUGAAUGCGAAAUAAACACAUAUGAGUAUGAGCACACAAAUACAAAAAGAAUAAUACAUGUCUCGUAAAGUUAAUAAUUUCUAUCUGAAUCUCCGUCUCUCCGUCCGUGCCUGUCAAUCCCUUAUAUAGGUCGUGUAAGCCCUGCCUUCCAGAAAGACUUAUGACGUUUCUAGAACUAUCACAUUCAUUCUACAAAAUACUAUUUGGAACAGAUUAAUUAUUUUUAGUGGCUGUCGGCAUCAACACGACAUAUCAAAAGACUAAGCCACACCCAUCUGUGAACACAGCGUCUCAUGCGGGGUCAAUCAGAGUGCACGCACGAGAAAAAUUAUGUAAACAAGCUCUAUAUAACACCUCAGUUUUAUGACUUUUAAGUUACCAUUAAAUGAGGUUGUAAAUCGGAGGGGUCAUAAAAAAAAAAGUAGGACACUUUCGAAAAACUACAUAAUUAUUAACUAGUAAAAAAAUGCACAUACCAUUAAGUACAGGCAAUAUCUAACAUCUUUCGUUCAGAAAUAAAGAUUAAACUCUGUCUCACAACCAAUAUAGUCACUAUCUUCCUGUUCCUCGUUAAUUCCAAAAUAAAAAUCAAUUCUGGUAUGGCAGUUGUUUAAAAGCGUAAGUGCUGAGUGCAUGCUUACAGUUAUAACUAUGUAUAAAAUAAGCUCAUUAAUAUUGUUGUAAUUAUUUUUAUUAAAUCAUUGAAAAGUUAUUUUUUGAAUGAAAGCUGUUAAUUCUGUUUGUUUGCAUGAUCCCCCCACCCAUGCAUGUUCUUUUAGUAUGUCAUUUUGAAUACCAGAUAUGGUGUCGGCGAGGUGUGAAAGGCCUCUGCUCAGGGAAAAUCUGGUCAGCUCCUAGGAGUUAUUUCCCCUUCACUACUUCCUAGCUGCUUUAAUGCAUCAUCUGCUGUUAAAAGUUGUAAACGAAACUGUUUUCAUCAAUCACACAAAUAUAGCAUUGCUUUGGAAUCUGACUUUUUCAAGUGCUAGGUCGUAAAAUUGAAUUAUUUGAAGGUCGCAAGUCGCGUUUUAGAGGGUGUCAUUUAAGAGAGGUUGUUUAUAUAGUAAAAAGCAUCAGUAAAUUUUUUUCAGCCGUAUGGCAAGAGGAAAGUCAACACAUUAUUAAUAAAGCAAAACGAAUCCAUCCAAUUGUAUAAAAUCACUAACACUCAGCACAAAUCAGAAUCAACUUAGGUGUCAUCUAAAUAACAAAGUCUUUCCUAUCGAAUUAGAGCUGACCAACCACACCACUUAAACAACUUAAUUGUUUACUAUAUUAAAAACAAAAUUUUAUAAAUUUAUUUCCACUUUUAAUCCAAUGUGACAUAUAGCGGCCAUGGUGCAAACAGUUAUUCACUUGAGUAACUAGUGUUUGCAUUUACUAGAUGGCGCUUAGUAACCUACAUACAUAUUAUAUUUAUUUUUACUCAAAAUUUUAUUUUGUUUAUGCAUUCGCUAUUUUAAAGUGUUCUUGUAAGUAUUUAACACAGGGAGCCUGUUGAAGACCUGAAUUUGACAUAGGUGGCGGAAGACAAACGUUUUAGAACUACUGGCGCUUCCCCAUAAAUGUUACAUACAGGGUGGACUAAUUAUUACUGUAAUACCUCUACUACUUAGUACUAUCUGAGUAUAUCUAGCGAGUUCAUUUCUGAAAAUACACUGCAACAUUAUGAUGAUAAUACCUACAAAACAUGGCGUGAUAAAUUUACAGCAUUCAAAAUAUAAAUAUAUGCUAUUUUUUGGACUUUCAGAGUUACAAGAUGAAUAUUGUUGACUUUUUGAAUAACAUACAUACUUUCUGCCAAGACCCCUAUUAAAGAUAGAAAGAUGAAAUUGAUGUUUUUUGGAAAGCUUAUAGCUAGCCCUUUAAUAUUAUUAUAUCUUUAGUGGCAAUCAGACAAUAUUAAUAACAUUUUGUCAAAGUAUUUUAAUCAAUCCAAACCUCGCCCAUAUCAAUUUAACAUUAGAAUGAAUAAGCAAAAUCAGAGAUGAUAUGAAGAGAAAUAAGUUAAAAUAGCUUCUUUAAUUUGUUGUGAUUAUGUUGUUUAAGUGAUUUACUUCAAACAUAAACUUAGUUUAAAAUAAUGAGAUUUACUAAAAAUUCCAGGUGGAUUACUUAGCUAUUUUUCUGCCCUGUUUGGCAGCAAAGAAAGGCGAAUUCUUAUUCUUGGAUUGGAUGGAGCUGGAAAAACAACAAUAUUAUAUAGACUUCAGGUUGGGGAAGUUGUCACAACCAUACCAAGUAAGAACAAUUUAUCACAAAUAUCACCAAUAUGUAGAGCUAUAUUUAACAAAUAACCAUCAAUAUUUAAAAAUAUGUUCCAUUAUAAUUAUGCUUGCAAUUUGAAUUAUUAGAUUUGUACUUGUGAAUGAAUUCUUUUUUUGUGUGGACUAAAACAAAAUUUAAUAUACAUUCCUUCUAAUCUGGUUUUCAUUUAUUAGCUCAGUUUUGUAUUUAUAACUUUAUUUGAGUGUUAAACAUACUCUUUUGGGUAUAGACACAAGAUAAGAAGCAUCAUGGAACGAUUUGUUGUUGUUUCUCUCAUAGUGUAGUUCUCUAUUUAACAAGUUUCGACAUUUGUGUUUAUUGUAACUUUCUGAAAAUAAAAUGUUUUAUUUAAAAAUCUUUUUCCUAGCUAUUGGGUUUAAUGUUGAAACUGUUACAUACAAAAAUCUGAAGUUUCAAGUUUGGGAUUUGGGUGGACAAACAAGCAUCAGGUAAAUUUUACAUGUAGGGAAUGCUCAUUUGUUUAGUAAUGAAAAUUUUUAUUUUUUUAAAAAAGGAAUUCAAAAAUUUUUAAUUAUCAUAGUACAAAUAAAAAAUUGCCAAGGUGUGCUUAAAAUUUUGUUUCAGAAGUCAAUUUUUUAAUCAUAGAAUUGGAUGGCCAAUGUCUGAAAUUAAUUUAGUCAAAUUAUUUUAUUCCUAUGUGUGUAAUUAAUUUGUCAGACUUUGUAUAUUUUUUAAUCAUAUCUUAAAUUUUUCUGCAGACCAUACUGGAGAUGUUAUUAUUCGAAUACAGAUGCUAUUAUCUAUGUAGUAGAUAGUAUGGACAGAGACCGUAUCGGAAUCAGCAAGCAAGAAUUAGUUUCAAUGUUAGAGGUCUGGACUACUUUAUUAAAACUAAUUACAUUUUUAAGAUGAAAAUAUUUUCUGGACUCAGCAAAAAAUAUGUACAAAAACUAUGAAUAGAAAUUUUCCUCAUUUUCAGCAAUGAUAAAACAUUUUGUAAAGUAAGAUACAUUUAAAAGCCUUUAUAUAUCUAAAUUAUUUUCUUUUAUUAGGAAGAUGAACUGAAAAAGGCAGUGCUAGUUGUUUUUGCCAACAAGCAAGAUAUAGAAGGUGCCAUGACCGUCACAGAAGUUGCCAACUCAUUGGGUCUACCAGCACUGAAGAAUAGAAAAUAUCAGAUUUUUAAGACAUCUGCAAUCAAAGGGGAAGGCUUGGAUGAAGCAAUGGAAUGGUUCGUAAUAUAAAUUAAAUAUAUCUUUUAAAUUUUAACUUGAUUUUUUAAAAUCAUGGUUUCGUACUUUAAAUGAAAUUUCAUAUAUUUUAAAAAAUAGUAUUAGGAACAAACGUUUAGGAUUAAGACCCAACCCUCUGAACAAAUAUAAACCAAUUAGUUCCAACAGAAAUCGUGUAAGGAUUCCUUAACAUAUUUGAUAAUGUUUUGACAUUGUCUAUAUUCUACCAGGCUUACCAAUACUUUAGUCCAAGCCAAGUAGGUGCAAUACUGGCAAGCAGCUGUAAAAAGAUGGGGGCGAACAAGAAGUGUAAAGAAUUAAUAAAUGUUAUACUAGUUUACGGAUAGAUAAAAAAUCUUGUUUAUGUCUGAUCCAUAGAAAGUUAUCUUAAAAAGAAAACACAUUAAAUUCCCAAUCUUGUAGUCUCAUUUUUCAUUUUAAAAAACAAAUUCCAUCAUUAAAAAAGAUCACAAAAUUUAAAUAAAAAGUUAUUAGAAUAUUUCUUUAAUUUCAUUUUCAAUCAUAUUUUUAAAUAUGUUUAUUCUGAGAUGGAGCAGAUCUAGUUCAUUUUUUUAUCUAUUCUCAAGGAUUAUUUUGAAUGCAAAAGAAUGUGAGUUCCUGUGAUAACAGCCGAUUCAAGUAAUUGUGUAUCUGUAUGCCAUCAGAUAAUUCAGCUUCAACAUAUAGUAUAAUAUAAACUUUUUUUCAGAAAGUUACCCCAAGGAAUCAAAUUUGAUAGUUUUAUUUUAGAUACAAAGCUUAUCAUUUUUAAAAAGUAUUGUUUAUAAUCUCAAAAGUGUAAUUGAAUGAAAAGUCCUUAUAGUUACAGAUAAUACAAGAAAAGUACUUAUAGUUACUGAUAAUACACAUGUAGUGUAUUAGUGUGUUAGAUGUUAAAAUUGUAAAAUGUAUUUUAACAAGACGUUUUUUCUGCAGAGGAAUAUUUAUAUUUCAAAAGAGUCAGUCAAAUCUUUUUAAUCAACAACAAAAAAAAAUUCUUUAUUUGUGAUUAUAAAAUUAAAAAAAACAAAAAAACAACAGCAUCAUAAAUUGUUAAAUAAUUUAUAUUUGAUAUGAAAUUUUAAGAAUGAUUGAAAAAAGACAAGAAAAUUGGUUUGAGUUGAGAUAGACACAAUUUUAUGCCAGUUAAAAAAUAGUGUUUCCUUAUACAGCUAUGUUACUCAGGUAAUGGUCACAACCAUGGGAUGUUGUUGAACACCGAUCAUACCUUCAAAUUUGUUAUCCUUGUGGUAGUCAGCUUCAAAUCAUUUUGAUGUCAAGGGUUGAAGGUCAGUGAAAAAACUUUGUGACAAAAAUGAAAAUGCUGAGUUCGAUUACUGUUAUUGAAAGUUUUUGUCAAUUGUUUGGUGUCCCGCCUUGUUUUGUAUCUUUAAAUAGAAUUUUAAUUUCUAAGCAUCUCGGCAUUGAUAGUCUUACUUGGAAUAGGAGUUAUGGUAAAUUGUUUGCAAAAAGUGAUGGAUGUAGUAUUUUUUUAGCGUGUAUAUGUUGGUAUUUGUGUCCCAGACAGUACUAAAAAUAUGGACCAGAACACAACUUUUGACUGGAUUUCAUUUUCACUAUCAUGUAGUUUAUGAAAAUGUGCUAUUGAUUCAAUAAGCUUUUUGUAUCUGAUUUUUGUGUGAUGUCAGUACCAGCAUACCUCGUUACUACAGAAAAGCAACACAUUUUUAAAUUGCAAUUGCAGUAUAUUGCUUUAAAGCCUUAGUAAGCAUCUGACUCUUUUUUCAUAUGUGUUCAGUUAAUCCACAGCUAAAAUAACAAUAAAAUAUGUCCAACCAGGCAAAUUAUAUAAUCCGACAUAGUUUCCAAAUGUAAUAUGCUUUAGAAGUGCAGUAGAGUGAGGUAUGUCUGUUUUAUAAUUUAUUAUUUAAUUUGCUUACUUCAAUGUUGUAAUUAGCUUCACAAUUUAUAAGAAAAGUGAUAUAUGACUGUAGAUUCAGCAUCAUAUGUAUCCUAUUCUUUUUCAGACAACAAUUUUUUAACCAUCAAUGUCAUUAGUAAAUUAGAAAUGUUAACAUAAUAUUAUUUGAUACCGUCUUUGGGGGAAAUAACUGUUAUACAGAUACAAGAACCUAUUCAUUUCUUUCUCAUGUAUCGUCCGUUUCAUGAUAUAAAUAUGAUUAUUGUGUUACUUGUUUAUAAAGUGGGAAUAACCUUAUAUAUUGAUGUGGGAAUAUAUCAUCGUGGUCUGCCUACUUGUAUUGACACAUUAUUCAUUGGAUUCUUUAUUAUUCUUCAUUUUAUUUGUGACCACUUGUAAAUAUGGCCAUUAAAUUUUCAUAUUUUUUUCAAUCAUGUCUAAUGAAAUAAAUAACGUUGGCAAUAAAAAAGUUA
Molecule: messenger RNA, 7244 nt
Organism: Lymnaea stagnalis (great pond snail)
Lineage: Eukaryota; Metazoa; Mollusca; Gastropoda; Lymnaeidae
Source: the annotation of a GenBank genome assembly